AUGCCCUCGGCACUUCGUUGGUGGGCUCUGCCCUCACCGAACGCGGCAUCCCGACACUGCGCGGCCCACGUUUGGCCCAACGACAGGAACGGAGGCGCACGCCCGGAGCCCUGCAGGAAAGACCCUGCGCGAGGCGGGCCGGAGGGGGGCUGGAGCUGCGGCCCAGAGGACAGCACGAGUGGCCGGGGGUGCAGCAGAAGCUGCAGGCGGGGGGGCAGAAGGAGCUGCAGGCGGGGGGGCAGCAGGAGCGGCAGGCGGGGGGGCAGCAGGAGCUGCAGGCGGGGGGGCAGCAGGAGCUGCAGGCGGGGGGGCAGCAGGAGCUGCAGGCGGGGGGGGCAGCAGGAGCUGCAGGCGGGGGGACAGCAGGAGCUGCAGGUGGGGGGGCAGCAGGAGCCGGCCGGAGGGCGGCAGGCGCAUGAGGCGAUGGAGGUGGAGCAGGGGGCCGGGGAGCAGCAGGAGUUGCGUGCUGGGGGGCAGCAGAAGCUGCAGGCGGGGGGACGGCAGGAGCUGCAGUCGGGGGGACAGCAGGAGCUGCAAGAGGAGGGCCAGCAGGAGCUGCAAGCGGGAGGGCAGCAGGAGCUGCAGGCGGGGGGGCAGCAAGAGCUGCAUGAGCUGGAGGUGGAGAUGGAGGAGCCACAAGAGGAGGCGCGAGGGGAGCUGCCGGUAGGCGUGCAGGAGGGGAGUCAAAUCGGGAAUCAACCCCAGUCGCAGGAAGGGCGGCGGCAAGGGUGUCAUGAGGCGAACCAGCCCUUGACUGGAAGCGUACAACAGGGGUUGCUGAUGGGGGAGUCGCAGGAGUUGCAGGUGCAGGAUCAGCAGGGGGUCACUAGCCCGGGCGGCACGGGCCAAGCGGAAAGGCCGCGGGCGCGGCGCCGAAGGGGGCGACGACAGGGAGGGCAGAGGGCUGGGGGCCAGCCAGGGGUGACCGGAGCAUCCGAGGGAGUGAUACAGCCAGGAGGGCAGCCGGGGGUGACCGGAGCACCCCUGGGAGCGCUACAGCCAGGGGGGCAGCCAGGGGUGACAGGAGCACCCCACGGAGCGCUACAGCCAGGGGGGCAGCUGGGGGCGAUUGGAGCACCCCAGAGAGAGCAGCAGCCAGGGGGGCAGCCGGGGGUGACCGGAGCACCCCGGGGAGUGCUACAGCCAGGGGGGCAGCCGGGGGUGACCAGAGCACCCCUGGGAGUGCUACAGCCAGGGGGGCAGCCGGGGGUGACCGGAGCACCCCUGGGAGUGCUACAGCCAGGGGGGCAGCCGGGGGUGACAGGAGUACCCCACGGAGCGCUACAGCCAGGGGAGCAGCUGGGGGCGAUUGGAGCACGCCAGAGAGAGCAGCAGCCAAGGGGGCAGCCGGGGGUGACCGGAGCACCCCGGGGAGUGCUACAGCCAGGGGGGCAGCCGGGGGUGACCGGAGCACCCCAGGGAGCGCUACAGCCAGGGGAGCAGCUGGGGGUGACCGGAGCACCCCUGGGAGUGCUACAGCCAGGGGGGCAGCCGGGGGGGACCGGAGCACCCCAGGGAGCGCUACAGCUAGGGGAGCAGCUGGGGGUGACCGGAGCACCCCUGGGAGUGCUACAGCCAGGGGGGCAGCCGGGGGUGACCGGAGCACCGCAGGGAGCGCUACAGCCAGGGGAGCAGCUGGGGGUGACCGGAGCACCCUUGGGAGUGCUACAGCCAGGGGGGCAGCCGGGGGUGACCGGAGCACCGCAGGGAGCGCUACAGCCAGGGGAGCAGCUGGGGGUGACCGGAGCACCCCUGGGAGUGCUACAGCCAGGGGGGCAGCCGGGGGUGACAGGAGCACCCCAGGGAGCGCUACAGCUAGGGGAGCAGCUGGGGGUGACCGGAGCACCCCUGGGAGUGCUACAGCCAGGGGGGCAGCCGGGGGUGACAGGAGCACAUCAGGGAGCGCCUUGGCCAGGGGAGCAGCUGGGGGCGAUUGGAGCACCCCAGAGAGAGCAGCAGCCAGAGGGGCAGCCGGGGGUGACCGGAGCACCCCCGGGAGCUCUACAGCCAGGGGGGCAGCCGGGGGUGUCCGGAGCACCCCAGGGAGCGCUACAGCUAGGGGAGCAGCUGGGGGUGACCGGAGCACCCCAGGGAGUGCUACAGUCAGGGGGGCAGCCGGGGGUGACCGGAGCACCGCAGGGAGCGCUACAGCCAGGGGAGCAGCUGGGGGUGACCGGAGCACCCCUGGGAGUGCUACAGCCAGGGGGGCAGCCGGGGGUGACCGGAGCACCGCAGGGAGCGCUACAGCCAGGGGAGCAGCUGGGGGUGACCGGAGCACCCUUGGGAGUGCUACAGCCAGGGGGGCAGCCGGGGGUGACCGGAGCACCGCAGGGAGCGCUACAGCCAGGGGAGCAGCUGGGGGUGACCGGAGCACCCCUGGGAGUGCUACAGCCAGGGGGGCAGCCGGGGGUGACAGGAGCACCCCAGGGAGCGCUACAGCUAGGGGAGCAGCUGGGGGUGACCGGAGCACCCCUGGGAGUGCUACAGCCAGGGGGGCAGCCGGGGGUGACAGGAGCACAUCAGGGAGCGCCUUGGCCAGGGCAGCAGCUGGGGGCGAUUGGAGCACCCCAGAGAGAGCAGCAGCCAGAGGGGCAGCCGGGGGUGACCGGAGCACCCCUGGGAGCUCUACAGCCAGGGGGGCAGCCGGGGGUGUCCGGAGCACCCCAGGGAGCGCUACAGCUAGGGGAGCAGCUGGGGGUGACCGGAGCACCCCUGGGAGUGCUACAGUCAGGGGGGCAGCCGGGGGUGACCGGAGCACCGCAGGGAGCGCUACAGCCAGGGGAGCAGCUGGGGGUGACCGGAGCACCCUUGGGAGUGCUACAGCCAGGGGGGCAGCCGGGGGUGACCGGAGCACCGCAGGGAGCGCUACAGCCAGGGGAGCAGCUGGGGGUGACCGGAGCACCCCUGGGAGUGCUACAGCCAGGGGGGCAGCCGGGGGUGACAGGAGCACACCAGGGAGCACUACAGCCAAGGGAGCAGCUGGGGGCGAUUGGAGCACCCCAGAGAGAGCAGCAGCCAGGGGGGCAGCCGGGGGUGACUGGAGCACCCCUGGGAGUGCAACAGCCAGGGGGGCAGCCGGGGGUGACCGGAGCACCCCUGGGAGUGCUACAGCCAGGGUGGCAGCCGGGGGCGACCGGAGCACCCCAGGGAGCGCUACAGCUAGGGGAGCAGCUGGGGGUGACAGGAGCACCCCUGGGAAUGCUACAGCCAGGGGGGCAGCCGGGGGUGACCGGAGCACCCCGGGGAGUGCUACAGCCAGGGGGGCAGCCGGGGGUGACAGGAGCACAUCAGGGAGCGCUACAGCCAGGGGAGCAGCUGGGGGCGAUUGGAGCACCCCAGAGAGAGCAGCAGCCAGGGGGGCAGCCGGGGGUGACCGGAGCACCCCUGGGAGUGCUUCAGCCAGGGGGGCGGCCGGGGGUGACCGGAGCACCCCGGGGAGUGCUACGGCCAGGGGGGCAGCCGGGGGUGACUGGAGCACCCCUGGGAGUGCUACAGCCAGGGGGCCAGCCGGGGGUGACCGGAGCACCCCUGGGAGUGCUACAGCCAGGGGGGCAGCCGGGGGUGAUCGGAGCACCCCUGGGAGUGCUACAGCCAUGGGGGCAGCCGGGGGUGACAGGAGCACACCAGGGAGCGCUACAGCCAAGGGAGCAGCUGGGGGCGAUCGGAGCACCCCAGAGAGAGCAGCAGCCAGGGGGGCAGCCGGGGGUGACUGGAGCACCCCUGGGAGUGCAACAGCCAGGGGGGCAGCCGGGGGUGACCGGAGCACCCCUGGGAGUGCUACAGCCAGAGGGGCGGCCGGGGGUGACCGGAGCACCCCAGGGAGCGCUACAGCUAGGGGAGCAGCUGGGGGUGACAGGAGCACCCCUGGGAAUGCUACAGCCAGGGGGGCAGUCGGGGGUGAUCGGAGCACCCCAGAGAACACAGCAGCCUGGGGGGCAGCCGGGAGUGACCGGAGCACCCCAGAGAACACAGCAGCCUGGGGGGCGGCCGGGAGUGACCGGAGCACCCGAGGGAGAGCAGCAGCCAGGGGGGCAGCCGGGGGUGACCAAAGCACCCCACGGAGUGCUACAGCCAGGGGGGCAGCCGGGGGUGACCGGAGCACCCCAGGGAGUGUUACAGCCAGGGGGGCAGCCGGGGGUGACCGGAGCACCCCUGGGAGUGCUACAGCGAGGGGAGCAGCUGGGGGUGACCGGAGCACCCCUGGGAGUGCUACAGGCAGGGGGGCAGCCGGGGGUGACCGGAGCACCCCAAGGAGUGCUACAGCCAGGGGGGCAGCCGGGGGUGACCGGAGCACCCCUGGGAGUGCUACAGCCAGGGGGGCAGUCGGGGGUGACAGGAGCACCCCAGGGAGCGCUACAGCCAGGGGAGCAGCUGGGGGCGAUUGGAGCACCCCAGAGAGAGCAGCAGCCAGGGGGGCAGCCGGGGGUGACCGGAGCACCCCUGGGAGUGCUACAGACAGGGGGGCAGCCGGGGAUAGAGCAGCAGCCAGGGGGGCAGUCAUUGGACGACCGGGAGCAGCAGUUAGAGGAGUGGUGCCGACUUUUGGAGUUUGAUACCCCCAUGGCGACUGCGGAGGAGUCAGAGGCGGACGAAGAACCUCCCAUGCAGCCUUCCCCAUGCCCUCGUUUUCCGUGUGACACGUGUUUUCACACGUUCGCUACGCGAGGGGCUGCUGCGAACCACAUGAGGGUAUGCCGGGCGGCUGAGGCGGAGAGGCGCGCGCAGGCACUUGGCUCGACCCCGUCAGUGGUGGAUACCGACACGCAGGAGCGACCGACGCCGCGGGAAUUUGGGGACGAGGCGUGGGCCGGGGUUACGUCUUGGGAAUGGGAAGCAUUUUUCAGUGUGGAGGCGGUUGGAGGGAGGACAGUGCGCCGGAUCCCACAGCGGGCUCGGUCGGGGGUCUUAGACGCGCUCUGUUGCGUCUUAAAGCGUUUGAAGAGCCGGCCGGGGGAUGAAGCCGCUACCCUCCUACUCUUGGCUUUUCCGCGCCUCAUCCUAGCCGUGCCUCCCAAGCCAGGCAUAGGACAGAAGGCGCUGAUCAUAGAGCGGUUGGGGGCGUUUUGGGAGGGGAGGUGGCGGGAGCUGUUCGACUCCGCCAUGGUGGCGGCGCGGCCAGCAAUACGCCCACUUGCCUACACUUGCUCUGACCAGGACCCGGAUGCCAUCCGCCUGUCACGGUGCCGAUCUCGGUGUAAAGUGGGAGAGUGGAGCCGCGGAUUGGCUUGCCUUACAGCAGGGGAGUUGGCCCGGCCGUCUGAGGCCAUGGUGCAGUCGCUGCGAGAGAAGCACCCUGCUAGCACUAGCGAGGUACCACAGUGGGUCCGUGAUUUCACCGUCGAUGCUCCUCAGCGGCCUCCACUCACGGCCGACAUCCUAGCCAGAACUAUCCAUACAGCCGCUCGCGCUUCAGCAGCAAGGCCAUCGGGGUGGGUCACGGAGCAUCUGCGCGACACCUUCCUCACUGAACCUUCCUGCCUUUCCCACCUGUUGGAGGUGUUCAACCAAUGGGUGGCGGGACAGGUCCCCGAGCGGGCUCGGCCCUGGCUCGCCGCAUCCAACCUAGUUGGGCAUUCCAAGCCUAACGGCGACGUCCGGCCGGUCGCGAUUGGGGAAGUGCUUCCGCGUAUCCUUGCUCGAGCUCUCUGCAUCUCGCUCCGCCCUACGAUGGCUUCCUACUUUCUGCCGUGCAACCAGCUGGGAGCGGGCACUAGGGCCGGGGUAGAGAUUCUUACCCAUUCUUUCCGGUCAGCGUUGGCUACUCACCCCGACUGGUGUGCGCUGCAGAUAGAUGUCGCGAACGCCUUCAAUUCGUUUCACCGUCAUGCGAUGUUUGAGGGGCUGCGGGAGUCGCCUUUCUCAGGGUUGAUCCCAUUCUUACGUGUUUUCUACGGGACACCUAGCGAUUUGUACCUCCGAGCGGGCCCUUUUGUACAGAGCCUUGAGUCGGCACGAGGAUCGCGGCAGGGGGACCCGCUCGGCCCUUUUCUUUUCGCGUUCACGCAGCAGCAGGUGAUGGAGUCGGUGACUAGAGAGUUCAGGGACCUACUUUUCCUGAGCUACGCAGACGAUACCUAUAUCCUGGGACCGGCGGCUAGGAUUCUAGAGGCGUUUGGGGUGCUGCGGGAGCGGUUGGAAUGGGUGGGGCUGGAGGUGCAGGCGCACAAGUGCCGGUUUUGGGAGCGCGAGGGCGGGGAUGUGGAGCUGGCACUGCCAUUGGGGAUGCAGCGGGUGGAGGAGGGUCUCACUGUGGUGGGCGUGCCUAUUGGGGAGGAGGGUUGGGAGGUGACCCGGUUACGGGAGCGGCUUAGACAGUUGCAGGCGCCAUUGCCAUGGCUCCCCCUGCUCGACCACCCCCAGAUGGCUUCACAUCUCCUCGCCAUUGCAGUUUCAGCACGGCCGAUGUACCUGGCCCGGACUAUGCCGCCGCGUCCGGAGGUGGUGGAGGCCUUCAGGGAUUGGGAUAGCUGUCUGGAGGAUUGCUUUGAGCAGCUUUUCCCACUUGGGAGCAUGACCCCGACCGCAGCCUCUUUGAGUCCGCUGUCCUAUGUUUGUGGGUGGGCGCAGGCCGCGCAUGAUAUUGCACAGUUGGGGGUGGCGGGCGAGGAGGCGAUGUUUGCGGAGUACCUCACCACUUCGGCAGGGGCGGAGUUUCUUGACCCGUGGUUUGCCAAGGCUCUUGAGCAGCUGCCUGCGACUAUACGCCAGGAGAUGCCGGGCUUACCUCUGUGCGUAGCGGCCCCUCCUCUUCGGCUUUUCCAGGCGCGGCAGCGGUUGUUGGCGGUAGAGGAGCUCCAGACACUGCGUCGCUCGGCUCGUGACGAUGCCACCCUGGCCCGUUUCACAUCCCUUCAGGGCCCGGGGGCUGGUGCAUGGGUUUCGGCGGUUCCGGCUCACUCAGAUCUCACAUUCACUGCGGCGGAGUGGGGCAUUGCUGCUGCUAUACGGCUCGGGCUCCCAAUUCAGCAGCUGCAGGUGGCGGGGAGGUGUGUUUGUGGCACAGCAUAUGUUGACCCAGCAGACCGGCAUCAUGCCCUGAGAUGCAAGCACCAGCAUGGUCCAUCUCGGGUACAUGAUGAGGUGAAGUUUGCGGUGGCGAAGAUCUCUAAGGCGUCUGGGGGGGUGGUGGCAAUGGAGGAUAGUGUGGUGCUGCAGGGGAAGCGGGUUGAUGUGGCGGUGCGACGACCAAUGGCUGGAGAGGCUCACGCCCUGGAGAUCAGCGUCGCGGACCCGCUAUCGCUGUCUCCAUCUUUGCUAGGACAGUGCGGGCGUCAAAUAGGCGUGGCGGCAAGAGAAUGGGAGCGUCGUAAAACGAGCGAUUACGCGCCUCUGCUUGCACGCAACCGGGGCGUGCAGUUCACUCCUCUGAUAGUGGAGACGUGGGGGUGUCUCGGCGGUCGCUUUCGGAGGUGGCUUCGUCAGCAGGGAGAUGCGCACGUGGGGCUAGCUGUGUCGCGGGGGGCUUGUCGGGAGGACGACACUGUGUUUUCGGCUUAUCUUCUAGGGUCAUUGAAGGCGCUCAUCGGGGUGGCGUUGCAACGUGCGCAAGCCCGUGUCAUCCUGCUUCGAGCGGCGUCUUCUAUGGGGGGGAUUAACGUUGACUUGGUGGACCGGGAGUGGGACGAUGGCGAUGCGGAAGGCGGGGCUCUCUGGGUGGAGGCCCCGUACAUGGUGGAUUCGCUGUUGUGA
This is a messenger RNA of Closterium sp. NIES-65, 7689 nucleotides long. Lineage: Eukaryota; Viridiplantae; Streptophyta; Zygnematophyceae; Desmidiales; Closteriaceae. The record is from the annotation of a GenBank genome assembly.